Molecule: messenger RNA, 1223 nt
Organism: Sitophilus oryzae (rice weevil)
Lineage: Eukaryota; Metazoa; Arthropoda; Insecta; Coleoptera; Curculionidae
Product: deoxyuridine 5'-triphosphate nucleotidohydrolase-like
Exons: 2
Coding region: 297-689 (130 amino acids)
Biological process (GO): dUMP biosynthetic process; dUTP catabolic process
Molecular function (GO): dUTP diphosphatase activity; magnesium ion binding
Source: RefSeq, a predicted model, not a curated record
GCUGCACUUUGCUGCCGUCGAGGUUCUUCUUCGAUACGCGCUUAGGGGUUGAAACCACGAAACGACACAACUGGCCCGAAAAGAUGCUCGAAAAACACAGAAAUGCCGUCGCUCGUAUCCUACCGACUGCGCCAAUUAUGUUGUUCGACGGAAGAAAAGUCUUUUUAAAAACAAUUAUUUAUUUAAAAGUAUACAGCGUGAAUGUUGUACGUACGAAAUCAGACAAAAGAAUGAAUUUAUAAUGAACAUUAACUUAAAAGGAAAACUUAUCAAUAAAAGCAUGAUCAGCAGGUCUCAUGGGAAGAUCUUCUGUGCGGUUACAGGUGUGGCGGAAAUGGCCACAUGUAACUAGUGUCUACAGUAUAACCGUACCUGCAAGGGAUAAGGCGCUCAUAAAUACAGGUCUGAAAUUUGAAUUGCCUUCAGGAUGCUAUGGAAGAAUAGCACCUAGAUCAGGAUUAGCUUCAAAAAACGGCAUCAAUGUUGGAGCUGGUAUUAUCGAUCAAGAUUAUAGGGGAAUUGUAAUGGUUCUACUCUUCAACCAUUCGAGUGAAGACUUUCAAGUAAACGUUGGAGAUCGUAUAGCUCAAUUAAUUUGUGAGCAUAUACACUAUCCUGAAUUGGUUGAGGAAAAAGAACUUACCCAUACAGAACGCAACACCAAUGGUUUUGGAUCAACAGGGCGAUGAUAAAAACCUAGCUCUAAGUGUUUUUUUAUAUAACUUGCCUAUAAAUAUUAUUGUAAUGAAUAUAUUUAUUAAGUAUAUUAAGCCUAUUAAAAAAAAUUAGAAGCAUUUAUACUAGAGAAAUCUUGACUGCGAGAAAAAAAUAAUAUAUACCCCUUCUUCUCAAAUCGUUGUAUAAAAUGUAAAGAUUAUAUUAUUUUACUUUAAUAUCCAUAAUAGUUAAGACAGAUAGAGAGCGUGAAAAAUUUUAUUAAUAAAAAAAAAUAAUAAGAAUGGUAACUACAUGUCUUCCGCAAGAUGUAUCAGACGAGAUUCGUAAAUGGCGUGAAUUUAAAAGAUGUCCAGCAUUCAAUUACGAGUGUGGUAGAUUGUUGUCAGCAUUUGACCAAUCCUGGUAAAUUAACAGGCUCAGAUUUAAAAAGGCUUACCGACAAAUCUGAUGUACCUGAAUAUGUGAAAACUGCAGUAAAACGGGACAUUGAUAAUCGUCAAGCUGCACAUUUACGUAACAUACCUGGACAUUUUUAAUUUAUGAUU